Messenger RNA from Ectocarpus siliculosus, 1161 nucleotides. The record is from the annotation of a GenBank genome assembly. NCBI's taxonomy places the organism in Eukaryota, Phaeophyceae, Ectocarpales, Ectocarpaceae.
AUGCUCGGGGUGGGUUCCCUCCACGUGGGCCUGAUCGCCGCGAGGGACGUCAAGAGAGUCAAGCAGGGGGGGGUGAGCGACAUGCUGGGCCUGUCACCUCAAGCCUCGCCGUACUGCCGGUUUACCCUGGGGGAGUACGAGUUUACAAGCGGUGUUGGGGUCAGGACAACCGGCGGACACUCGUGGAACAGGGAACAGAUUUAUUUCCCAGUCAAGGUUCCUAUCUCAUGCGUGGUUGGGGGCUCCGGGCAAUCGUACCACACGGCGGGAAGCGGAAGCGACGGCAGCAGCACUAACACACGCGGAGGCACCAAGGGACCAAGGAAGGCAGCAACACCCGUAGGGCAACCAAAAUCCGGCGGCGAAGGCGGCAGCGGCAGCGUGGCCUGUAGGUCGAGUCUCUCGCGGGCGGUAGCCAACGCUGAUGCAGCCGCCGCCCACUGCGUGUGGAACCAGCUGAGCUUGAGGGCUCAAGUGUUUCACCGGGAGGGGGGUGACGGGUACGGUGCAGGGGUGGGUUCAGGAACGACUGCGGCGGCGGGGGGGGGGGUCAAGGGGCCGGGGGGGGUCGCGGCGAAAAAGGCCACCACGAUGGCGGUCGGCAUCACCACUUCCACCACCGCCACCAGCAAUGCCAAGGCUCUCAAAGACACCCCGGAAGACCCCGCAGGCACUACCCUCAUGGGUGGAAAUACCCCUGCCGCUGUGGGCAACGGCGGCGGCGGCGGCAACGAUCGAUUGCUUGGGGAGUGCUCUCUUAACCUCGUGGAGGUGGUGUCUGGGCGUGCCCCACACGUGGAGGAGUGGGUUCCGUUGGACAGCGAGGGGGAACUCAGGCUGUCGCUCGAUUACGACUCGGUGCGGGAGUUGCCCGUGCCCGGCGAUUCGGUGUAUCCGGACCCUACCGCGCCUCAACGAUGGACCCUCUCUGGUGUCCGGGAUCACGCGGCCGCCACCCCCGCAGCGGCGGCCAUACGGGGGGCGGUGCUCCGCGCCAGCCAAGAGGAGUCUGCCUGGGAGGGAGGCAAAACCUUGGCCUUGAACGUGUUGGAGGGGGUUUCCUGGACAGCUAAGAGAUGGUGGAGCGGGGGGCUCGAUAGGGCCAGUCGGGCUCUGACGCUCGACGAAAUGAUGAGAGAACAACACCCUAGAAAGAAGUAG